This is a messenger RNA of Aspergillus welwitschiae, 1431 nucleotides long. RefSeq lists its product as uncharacterized. The record is from RefSeq and is a predicted model, not a curated record. NCBI's taxonomy places the organism in Eukaryota, Fungi, Ascomycota, Eurotiomycetes, Eurotiales, Aspergillaceae. Bases 1 to 1431 code for a protein of 476 amino acids. Gene Ontology annotation, molecular function: protein binding. The transcript has a single exon.
AUGCUGUGCGAACACCAGGUAGCAUCUGGCAUUCUGGGCUGUCCGGUUGAAGUAUUAGGCCUGAUCUUCGAGAUCCUUUCGCCGGCUGAACUGCGUGUGCUUAGCAUUGUCAAUAAAGAGCUGCGCGCCCGAGUUGAGCCAUUUCUCUACGCAAACAUCCAGUGGCUUUGGCGCGAAGCUUCUUCGCCUCCCCCGAUCACUCAACUCUUACACACGAUCUCGUGCAAGCCGCAAUUGGCUACUUACAUCACAAAUGUUCACUUGGACGGCAUGCAUAUCAAAGGUCGGAUGACGGCAGGCCCUCCCAAAAUACUCAUUUCCAGUUCCGAGUUGACCGAAUACACUGCAUUCAUCCAGGGGACUGGGGUGCCCUACAGCGAUCUCUGGAUAUGUGAAUUACACCAGGGUACGAUUGAUGCUCUCCUUGCCCUUCUGGUAGCACAACUUUCAAAUCUCAGGUGCUUGUACUUGGGCCCGAUUUACACUAGACAAAAUCAAGUUCUCGGAAUGAUCCUCAACUCAGCCUUAUGCAGACCUAUGGAUUAUAGGCUACCUACCUUUCAGCAUCUCCGAGAUGUGUCUUUCCACCGUGUUGUGGGCGACGACGGCACGAGGCCCAAAAUGACCCCCCAAGAUAGAGCCAAGAACACCGCCAAUGUCUUGCCAUUGUUUUAUCUCCCGAAUGUCCGAAGCAUGUCCGUCACUGUUGAGAACCCUGAUGUAUUCACAUGGCCUGCAGCGCACUUACCUGACCCUUCCAAACUUACCUCGCUUGACUUGACUGCAGUACGGGAAGCCUACCUCGGUGACUUGUUGUCAGUCAUGCCAUAUCUCAAAACCCUUCGCUGGGCCUGGUAUUACGACUAUGGCGUCGAGGAUGACUUCGUUUCGCCUACCGUCGAUCUUGAUAGGAUCGCGGCCGCAUUAUCUCGUGUUCGAGGCACUCUAAUGGAUUUAACAAUCUCAGCUGAUGCCCCAAUCGGAGGCAAUGAGCAGUUCCAUCCCGCUGUUAAGAUGCAGGGCUCGCUGCGUGCAAUGGUAGAGUUCGACGAGCUCAAGAGACUUCGGAUUCCCCUGGCAUUCCUCGUGGGGUUUUUUGAGGACACAACGAAAAGAUUGCAGGACGUGGUCCCGAGGAAUAUCGAGUUUCUAACCAUUACGGAUGAGCUGGGGCUACAAAAUGACGGUGGUGAUAAUAAUAGUGAUUGGCCGAUCUACGAAUGGACAGAUACUGCUGUUUUGACCUUGCUUCGGACAUGGCUGAGGGAUUGGAAAUCUUGCACGCCCCAGCUUCGUGGCAUUUCUGUAUUGUUCGACUAUAUAGACACCAAUAUUGGGGAAUGGCCCCCUGAACUGAGGCACCAGUUCAUGGAGCUAGGUGCUCAAGCCGAAGUCCACCUCGACUUAAUCGAGUGGAAGCGCGACUGGUAA